Darwinula stevensoni is the source of this 435-nucleotide messenger RNA. NCBI's taxonomy places the organism in Eukaryota, Metazoa, Arthropoda, Ostracoda, Podocopida, Darwinulidae. The record is from the annotation of a GenBank genome assembly.
AUGAACCAGCCCUACCCUCUUACUAAGGAGCAAGUUCGCCUGCUUCUUCUUUAUGACUUCCGAAUCGAGAAGAAGGCAGCCAAUUCCAUCGCUGACAUCAAUACCGCGUUUGGCCCGGACACUGUGUCCAAGAGCACUGCCUAUGAUUGGACCUAUGUGUUGAGUUACUGGUUUUAUGAGGUGAUGCAUCCUGACCUAUCCCCUCAUCUCCACUCUCCUGAAUGCAACACAUUGAUAGCAGAGCUACAGAAGUGUCACAAGGAGAACAAGUUUAAGAAAUACUUUGGAGUGUGCAACCGCCUAGACACUGCAAUGAACAGGUGCCUUAAGGAAGAGCUAGAACAAAACAGGAGAAGGAAUAACGCUUUGGCUCUACAACGUCGUCAAAUUGUCUUGGAGAGACAAAAAACCCAAAAUAUGAAGGAGAAGACAUAG